Molecule: messenger RNA, 3611 nt
Organism: Sinocyclocheilus grahami
Lineage: Eukaryota; Metazoa; Chordata; Actinopteri; Cypriniformes; Cyprinidae
Product: C2 domain-containing protein 2-like
Exons: 12
Coding region: 777-2561 (594 amino acids)
Source: RefSeq, a predicted model, not a curated record
ACGGUGUUUUGGGACUCCUGAACCUCAAUGCAAAGCUAAUAAUCCUAGAAAUCAGCGGUGUGUGUGACACUCACAUCCACUCUCCUCAUCAUACACGCCCAGGAGGAUGAACAAACACGUUAGAGGAGAUGAGAACUGCACUUAAUGUCACUUUUUAAACUCUUUUUCUGUUCUGUGGGAUAAUGCUCGGCUAAUGUGAUGGUAACGUGGCUCAACAACGCCGGGGGAUUUCAGGAACUUUUUUCACCUCGGAUGCUCCGGUUCUAAUUCUUUUAUCAUUUAGAGUUGUCUUUAAAUAGCCACUAAUUGUCUAACAUAGAUCAUUAUUUUAUAAUAUUAAGUAUGUAUGUUUUUUAAAUCGCCAAUAUUUUAAAAACAUUUAAGCUGUCUGUGUCCGAUAAGAGCCCAUUUAUCCGGUUAAAAUCUCGCAGAUUCAUUCACGGGUGGUUUACUGUGCACUGGCGUGUGUUAAAAAUGUUACUUAGUCUGUAAGUAGUUGUUCAGAUGCUCUAAUAAUUUUAACAUCUGAUUUAAUAAUUGUAUUUUGUGUUAAAACACAUCUGUCUGUCGCUGUCGUGCUGAAGUGAGAUUCACGAGCCUCGGUCCAGCGUUCGCGUGAUUCCACCCACCCAAACUUAAAUUUUUGCUGUUUGUGAAGGAGUGUUAUUAGUCAAUACUAGGAAGUAAACUGUCUUUAUUGUGUUGGGAUGCGGAAGGUAGAGGAGUAGGUCUGAUGGUAAACAUGUUAAGGGUUUAAAGUGAAUGGCUCGGUGAUCAUGUCGUCUAUGGAGGGUGUUUUCUCCUGGGUGAGUGACUGGCAGUGGCUCUGCGUGGUCACUCUCUUUCUGGCCUCUGUUGUCACUUUGAUUAUAUACUUGGUGCUGUAUUUUUCCAACGAACCUCCUGUUGGGAAAACACCUCUCAGUCAUGUGGAUUCUGAGGAAGCCGAUGGGAUUUUAUGCUGGGUACUGUCUCUGAAAAGCUGGAAGAGUCAGUGGAGACGAGCCUGGUUCAGGAGCCUCAAUGAAGAAGCUAGGAGAUCACAGAGUGGGAUUCAGCUGACAUUUGAAGAAGAUGGUGUUCAGUCAUCAGAACUGGCUUUGGACCAGAUUUCAAGCUUUACGAAAACACCCGGUCAAAAGAAUGCCCUGUGUCAGGUGGUUGGAAACAAGCUGCAGUUUUCUCUCAGUGCUGUACCAAGCUCACCGUCUUCAGAAACCCCCCUGAGAUACAGUGCGAAGAUAUCUCCACUUCGUCUGCAGGAAGUAAGGAACAAGACCUUGCAGGUGACCUCACCCCCAAAGCCCCCGCGGGCUCAUGAGUGGAAACUAUUAGUGAAGAACAUCCGGGUCACAUGCAAACAGGAGGAUGGUGCUGCAGGCGGCAUGAAUCCCCAGUGUAUCCUCCAAUUGGAUGAUCCUCCUCAGAAGGUCACCAGUUCAGUCUUGACUAACACAUCCACCCCAGCCUGGGACCAGCCUUUCAUAUUUGAGCUUAGCGGACGGUCAAAAGAGCUGAAUAUUCAGGUUGUGGAUAACGGCAAACCUCGGGAGACCUCUUUGUUAGGGCAGGUAUCUGUGCCUUUUGAUCUAGUGAAGAAACACCCCAAAGGUCAACAGACCUUUUCACUCAUGGCCAAAGAUCAAGUGACUGGAUCACUAACUACUGAGUUCACCUACCUGGAGCCCAGCGAGGUGCGUAGCUGGCAGACGCCCACGCCGGCCCCUACUAAGAGAGUGGAGAUGGACCGCACUGUGAUGCCCUGUGGCACCGUUGUUACCACUGUCACUGCUGUGAGGAGCAAACCAGGACGAGCUUUAGCACCUGAAUCCAAAUCGCCUUCUAAAAACAAGCUGGCGGAGAGAAGGGUGUCGGAGCAGACAUCAUUGCUUGGAGCCAAAGUUAGCAAAGCCCUGUCAUCAUCAGAUACAGAGUUAUUGAUGUUAAACGGGACCGACCCUGUUGCCGAGGCUGCCAUCAGACAGCUGCAUGAGUCGGCAAAACAGAAGCUCAAAUCUCCUGUCAAAAAGAGCACCAUCAUCAUCUCAGGAGUGACCAAGGCCCCUCUGACACAGGAUGAGGAGAUGACUCUGAUGGCAGGAUAUGCAGCUGCGAUGGACGCUUCAAUGUCCGGAGUAUCUGAAGGCACCAGCAGUGAAGUGUUACCAACAGUGGCAGAACCCGGCAUUCUCGAACCCACAGAGUCUCUGGCAGGUGCGAAUGGCACAGACCACAUGGAGGACUGGGAGAGCCAGGCCGGAGAAGACCCAGAUGCAGAUAAAACGUCUCUGUCCCUCUGUAUCUCUGAAAUGGGUUCCAAAAAGGGAAAAGGCAGCUUCCUGCACAAGAGUGCCAAGCUAUUCUUCAGGCGGCGACAUCAGCGAAAGGAGCCUGGAAUGAGCCAGUCCCACAAUGACCUGCAGUACUUGGAGCAUCCCGAGGCGGCCAUGAUGGGCGACAGGGAAAAGAGGACGGCCACCUUCAGGCGCAUCAUCAACCGCAAGCUUCUACCCAGGAGCAAGAGCAAAGCCAACGGCACAGUGAGAGAACCGCCCACAUGAACUGCCCACUCUGUCGCCUUCAUCAAAACUAGUAGCUUUUGCACCUCUUCAUCUUUCUAACAUCCUCCCGAUCACAUUCAUUCUUGUAACUUUUAUGCAAGUCAUUGCUAGUUUCUGGGCCAUAUUUGCCAAAACGUCUGCGUAGCAACAAUCACUCUCAUCAACUCCAUAUUAACACCAUCAUCCAGAUUUCCUGAAAACCUAUUCCAUUAUUCAGACCUCUCAGCUUGGUUCUUCUUGAUCAGCUCUAUGAAGUCCGUCUGCCUGGCGCUAGAUUCAUUUCUUUGUCCAUGUAGAGGGACAUUAGGGGCGCUUUCCCUACUUCACAGUUCUGUCCACACCUUUCACCAUCAUCUUUGAACUUUGUGCGUGUGUUAAUGCAAGAAAGUUUACAAAACAUCAUCCAAAUGAGCACUGGCUCUCUUCGUCACUCCAAAUGACUCCGUGUCAUUUAACCUUUUGCAAAUAUUGAUCGUCAUGCAAAUGAUAUUCUGCGUUUGUGGCCUUCUAACUAAAGCUGGAUUUGAGGACAACCCUUUCUUGCCAUCUACCUGAGCUUUAACCCUCUGGCGACCUGAUGAAUCCUGGAAUAUCAGACAAGGGAAAACCAUCGUUUUGAGUUGCACUUAUUUAUAUGCUCAGAACUCAUUCCAAAUGCAUUUGCAGGGAUGUGCAGUGAAUUCUGUGGGGUUUGGUAGUGAACAUGCUUUAUAAAAAAUGAUGUGAAAGACCUCUGUCUUAAUGUGAAUUGAAUAUGAGAGUUUUCCUUUUGUUAAGGAGACAAAUCUGCAGUUCCACCAAAUUUGACUGAAUAGUGAGUUUUAUUUUCAAAAAUUGUGCAGCGAAACAUUUUCAAACAGAGCAUAACAUUUAAAAUGUUCUGGUUUGGCACUGAUAUGUUGGCUUUAAAACAGGUUUGGUGUUUUAUUCAUCUUUUAAUUUCUAAAUAUUCUAACAGAGAUGGGAAAAUAUGAAUAAAUUAUUUUAUUUUAAAUAUUUUCCUUUUAUUCAUACAUUGUGUACUGUGUAAUUAAUGUGUAAACAUGUUUA